Messenger RNA from Necator americanus (New World hookworm), 906 nucleotides. RefSeq lists its product as uncharacterized. Gene Ontology annotation, biological process: Golgi to plasma membrane transport. NCBI's taxonomy places the organism in Eukaryota, Metazoa, Nematoda, Chromadorea, Rhabditida, Ancylostomatidae. The coding region runs from base 1 to 906 and encodes 301 amino acids. The transcript is spliced from 11 exons. The record is from RefSeq and is a predicted model, not a curated record.
AUGGAGAAUGUGGCGCUCGAAGUACAAAUUAAUGAGGCUGAAUGUGUUGAAAGGGAGGUCGCAAAAGAAUUGGAAUCUAAAAAGCUAGAGCUUGCUGGAACAGUUGCUGAACAUGAAGACUUGGUCAAAAAGAAAGAGGUCUGGGAUUCCAUCGUUUCUCGUUUUAGCGCAUCCGAAAUAGAAGAAGCUCGUGAACUUCUUCAAGAAUAUAACGCUGUUAGGGACCGAGAAAAAAAUUUGAAAGCAUCAUCGAAAGCACAACUGAUGUUAUUGGUGAACGAAAUCCAGUCAUAUCAAGAGAAGAAUGGAAAUGCGAAUCAACGAGAAGUUGAGGAAAGUGAGGAAGCGCUAUCAGCUGAACGAUUACGGUUGGCAGAGGUAGCUCAACGAGUAGCCUCUUUACAAAACGAGUUGGACAACAUCCCUUCACAAACGGAAAUGUCCCAAUAUCAGCAACGGUUUAUUGAACUGUACAUUCAAAUGGGUAGCAAACAUCGACAAGCUCGGCAGUACGUAACACUCUACAAUACACUUGUUGAUGUUCGGAAUUACAUCAAGAAAGAUAUAGAAUUGCUUUCUAAAAUCGAAGAUGUUCUUCCCCUAGCCACUCAGGCAUCGUAUCAAGAUUCUUUCAUCAACAACCUUAAUGACAUUUUUAAUGCCGUUUCUGCAGUCCAAAAGAAAGUGUUAGAUCGUACAACUAUGCUCACCACUAACAAGACUCAACUAACGUCAGAAUACAAUGAAUUGAAAGAAAAAACGAGAAAGUUCAAUUAUCUCGUUGCGAAAGUGAUAUCGGAUUGCGAACGUAAUGAGAGAUUGUUUAUACUUUCUCAUAAACUAACCGCUUCCACUUCCGUACGAAUCUACGUGGACCUACAUUGGCUUCGCUCAUAUGUUAAAUAG